Messenger RNA from Rhodamnia argentea, 2618 nucleotides. RefSeq names its product probable protein phosphatase 2C 23. Gene Ontology annotation, molecular function: protein serine/threonine phosphatase activity. The record is from RefSeq and is a predicted model, not a curated record. Gene Ontology annotation, biological process: protein dephosphorylation. The transcript has 4 exons. Bases 252 to 2417 code for a protein of 721 amino acids. NCBI's taxonomy places the organism in Eukaryota, Viridiplantae, Streptophyta, Magnoliopsida, Myrtales, Myrtaceae.
CUAAAGUCAACGCCUCUCUCUCUCUUUCUCUCUCUCUCUCUCUACACUUCGCCUCUUCUUCUUCUACUUCAGCUUCCUUCUCUAUCGACAUUUUUCGUCGAGCAUGAAUUAUUUAUCCUUUGUUAUCCACCGGUUGUGCUGAGGAGCGUGAAACGUCGAAUCUCGUUCUUCUUCAUCUGAGAUUCUUAUGUCGCCGAGCUUCUGAUUUAUUGGUUCUUUGAUUUCUUUCAUUUUUAUUCUUUCCCUUCGAUAUGGGUAACGGAGUCGGCAAGCUCAACCUCUGCUUCACCGGCGACGGAGGCUCUCCCCGGAGGCACGACAUAUCGGUCCUCGUGGCCGAGCCUCUCGACGAGGGGCUGGGCCACUCCUUCUGCUACGUCCGACCAGACCAGACCCGGAUAUCUUCCUCCAAGGUCCAUUCAGAAGAGGCAACCACCUUCCGUGCAAUUUCCGGAGCCUCCGUGAGCGCCAACGCGUCGACGCCGCUCUCGACUUCGAUUCUUGAUCUCUAUUCCUAUGGAAGCAUCGACAAGUCCUCGACUUUUGAGAGCUCGACGUCUUUCUCUUCUAUCCCUCUCCAACCAAUUCCCCGGUGCUUCAUAAGUUCAGGUCCUCUAUCGGCCAACUUCGAUCGGGUCCCCGGAUCGGGUCCUCUGGAGAGAGGGUUCCUUUCGGGCCCGAUUGAGAGGGGGUUCUUGUCCGGGCCGUUGGAUCGGGGCAUCUUCUCGGGUCCUUUGGAGAACGGAGGCUCCGAUCAGUUCAAGAGGAGCUUCUCGCAUGGGGCUUUUGCGUUCAGGCACAAAUCAAGAAAAGGGUCGCUGAUUCGGGGGAUCAGGAAGGCAAUCUCGAAGACGAUUUAUAGAGGGCAGAACUCGCUCGUCGCUCCGAUUAAGGCCAUGAAAGAGCCUGAUUGGAUGUUGGGAGCAGAGAAGCAGCAUCAACGGCUUCGCAAUGAGAACUUGACGAUUAGCAGUGUCAACUUGAGCAGUGAAGGGAGUUUUGAGGAUUAUGAUUCCUUGGAGGGUCAGCAGAAUGUUCAGUGGGCGCAAGGGAAAGCAGGGGAGGAUCGCGUCCACGUCGUCGUCUCGGAGGAACACGGGUGGGUCUUCGUCGGGAUCUAUGAUGGGUUUAACGGCCCCGAUGCUCCCGAUUUUCUGUUGUCCAAUCUGUACUCUGCCAUCCACAAGGAGCUCAGGGGAUUGUUGUGGGAUGAUGACAAGUAUGAUCUUAACUCUGUUCUGGCUCCUGAAGAUCCGAGACCAGACACGAAGGAGUCACUUUCGUGGGAUGAGUAUCAUCUACCGACGAAUUGGAAUGGAGACCCCUGUUCUCCAUGCUUUGAGCAAGAGAACUAUCCUUGCACAAGCAUGGAUGUGAACUCUGAUUGGUCAUCAAAGAGGAAGAAGAACUCGAAUUCACCGAGCAAGCACAGAGGACCAGGAAAGAAGUGGGAGGAGAAUCAGAGGAGGUGGAAGUGCGAGUGGGACCGGGAGCGAUUAGAGCUCGAUCGCAGGCUAAAGGAACAAUUGAGUCGAUCGGGGUCGCAGGAUGGCAGAUCGAUCAAUCACUGUGAUGUGUUGAAAGCGCUCUCUCAAGCUCUCAAGAAGACGGAGGAGGCCUUUUUGGAUAUUGCAGAUAAGAUGGCUGUGGAAAAUCCUGAAUUGGCAUUGAUGGGCUCUUGUGUACUUGUGAUGUUGAUGAAAGGGGAAGAUGUUUAUGUGAUGAACGUGGGUGAUAGCCGAGCAGUGUUGGCUCAAAAGGCGGAGCCAGAUUAUAGGAUCGGCAAGGUCCAGCAAGACCUGGAAAGGAUUAAGGAAGAAACUUUAUACGACAUCGAAGCUUCCAAUUGGGACCAACCUAGUGGAAUGCCAAGGUUGAACGCAUCUCAGCUUAGUGUGGAUCACAGCACGAAUGUGGAAGAGGAAGUGCAGAGAAUAAAAAAGGAGCACCCUGAUGAUGCGUCUGCAUUGGUGAAUGAUCGAGUUAAAGGCUCCUUGAAAGUCACCCGAGCUUUUGGUGCUGGCUUUCUCAAACAGCCUAAGUGGAACAAUGCACUUCUGAAGAUGUUCAGAAUCGACUACGUAGGAAGCUCCCCAUACAUCACUUGCUUACCAUCUCUCUACCACCAUAAGUUGGGUCCCAAAGACAGGUUUCUGAUAUUGUCUUCUGAUGGUCUCUAUCAAUACUUCACGAAUGAAGAAGCGGUUUCUGAGGUUCAGCUUUUCAUCGAGUUGCAACCCGAAGGAGACCCUGCCCAACAUCUCAUUGAGGAAGUGCUGUUUCGUGCGGCAAAGAAAGCCGGCAUCGAGUUUCAUGAUUUGCUUGAAAUACCCCAAGGAGAUCGAAGGCGGUAUCAUGACGACAUUUCCAUCAUAAUCAUUUCGUUAGAGGGAAGGAUUUGGAGAUCUUGUGUAUAAAAACAGAGCUGCAUAUAGUAAGAUAGAGAGCCACCAUCUACUAAAAGAACCAGAGGCAUCUCCUUUUUUGCCGUUCCUUUUUCCGGGUCACAUCUGUAAAACGAAUUCAGAUAUGCCUGAUCUAAGUGAAUUAUUUGUGUAUUCUUCUCCCUUCACAAUACCAAGUCAAGAAAAUAAACACAUUUUGCUCUCUUUUAGUGU